This is a messenger RNA of Thunnus maccoyii (southern bluefin tuna), 3319 nucleotides long. It is a transcript of the gene pip5k1bb, whose product is annotated as phosphatidylinositol-4-phosphate 5-kinase, type I, beta b. The transcript has 15 exons. The coding region runs from base 366 to 1973 and encodes 535 amino acids. Lineage: Eukaryota; Metazoa; Chordata; Actinopteri; Scombriformes; Scombridae. The record is from RefSeq and is a predicted model, not a curated record. Gene Ontology annotation, biological process: phosphatidylinositol metabolic process. Gene Ontology annotation, molecular function: phosphatidylinositol kinase activity.
AAUGGCAUGGUUGUAUGUAAAGAGGCAGGGCAGGGACAGAGGCUCACAGGGCAUCUUGCUGUUGACAGUAGAGGAGUGUGUCUCCGAUUAUACGCAGUCAACCUGCGGUGGAAAUACACAUCUUUAUUUUAUUUUUGUUUAUUUAUCCAUCUGCUGCCUGGGGAUCGACUGGUUGAGGAAAGGGCUUUCUGUGAGGACUGCAGCAGCCACUCUGAGGAAAAAAUAUUCCUACACGACUGCUCAGAAGAGGACGAUUGGCUGAGGGUCUCCUGGCAGAUCCCAAACUCCUAAUGAUUAUUCCACCUGACAAUCAAGAGAUGUCGCCCUGAUCACUGUUUGUUGGGCGCAGCUUUUUAUUAAGCAAGAUGUCAACCACGACGGAAAAUGGGAUGGGAGGGCCUUGGAGUACCAGCAGAGAGAAAACAUAUAAGAAGACCACGUCAUCGGCCUUGAAGGGGGCCAUUCAGCUCGGUAUUGGCUAUACAGUGGGCAACCUCACCUCCAAGCCUGACAGAGAUGUGCUUAUGCAAGAUUUCUACGUGGUGGAGAGCGUCUUUCUGCCAAGUGAGGGAAGCAACUUGACCCCAGCGCAUCACUAUCCCGACUUCCGCUUCAAGACCUACGCCCCGCUGGCCUUCCGCUACUUCAGGGAUCUGUUCGGCAUCAAACCAGACGACUACCUGUACUCCCUGGUAAAUGAGCCUCUGAUCGAGCUGGCCAACCCCGGGGCCAGCGGGUCUCUCUUCUACCUAACCAGUGAUGACGAGUUUAUCAUUAAAACCGUCCAGCACAAAGAGGCCAAGUUUCUACAGCGAUUACUACCUGGAUACUAUAUGAACCUGAAUCAGAAUCCACGCACGCUGCUGCCCAAAUUUUACGGACUGUACUGUAUCCAGUCAGGAGGCAUCAACAUCCGACUGGUGGUGAUGAACAACGUGCUGCCUCGCUCCGUCAAAAUGCAUUAUAAAUACGACCUGAAGGGAUCCACCUACAAGAGACGAGCGUCCAGGAAAGAGAGGGAGAAGGCGUGUCCGACCUACAAAGAUCUGGACUUCCAGGACAUGCACGAAGAAGGGCUUUACUUUGACGCAGAGACGUACAACAACCUGAUGAAGACCCUGCAGAGAGACUGUCGGGUGUUGGAGAGUUUUAAGAUCAUGGACUACAGCCUGCUGCUGGGGGUCCACGUCCUGGACCAGAGCCAGAGAGAAGGGCUCGAGCAGGGCCAGGCAGGGGGGGACGGCAGGAGACCUGUGGGUCAGAGGGUCCUCUACUCCACCGCCAUGGAGUCCAUCCAGGGAGACGGCAAGGCUGCCGAAGCCCUCGCCACAGAUGACACGAUGGGUGGUAUCCCUGCCAAAACACACAAAGAAGAGAAGCUGCUCAUCUUCCUGGGUAUCAUAGAUAUUCUACAGUCAUACAGGUUCAUUAAAAAGUUGGAACACUCUUGGAAAGCCUUGGUGUACGAUGGGGACUCCGUCUCGGUGCACCGGCCCGGGUUUUAUGCCAGCCGCUUCCUCAAGUUCAUGAGCACACGGGUCUUCAGGAAGACACAGCCAAUUCGAUUCUCCCCUUCAAAGAGGACUCGCACUUCCAUUCCAGCUCUGAAGUCGUCCUCUCAGGAGAUCCUUUCAUCGCAGGCAGAUGAGAGGAAUGAGGAGAAGGGCAGGAGGGACAGGCUGGGAGGAGCUCGCAGUCUGGCCAGUCUGGACGGACAAGCUGUGUUCGGUUCCUACCUGCGUCCCGAUCUGGUCCCUGCCAACCCGUCCUUCUACGAGGGCUCCUCCAUGGGAACCAUCUCCACCUCCUCCAUCUUUGUCAACGUGGACAACCAAACAGACGAGAGAGAUGACGUUGCAUCCAGUUCUACGUUUACCCUGGAGGACAGCGCUAUCUGCCUCACUUCCGAGCAAAGCACCAUGGAUGUGGACAUAGACCGUGAUGACGGAUCCGUUCUUGAUGUCUACUUGUGAAAAGAGCUUUACAACCUUCAGUUCCUCCUGCCAAUCAUCAGACAAUCGCCGCACUCCAUUGGACAGGCCAAACCGGCCUCUGAAUCCACCUCCAGUGCUGCUAGAUCCAUGUUGCCACUUGUAUUGCCAACACAUAAUAAGACUGAGAUUCUCCAACGGUUGAUGGACUAAAAGAAGACACCAACAGAGACACAGCAACGGACAUUUACAGAAACCAUGUGACAUUCCAUCAUGUAAUGUGAUGAACAUCAGGCUGAACUGAGUGUCGCUUUUUAGAGCAUGCGUCAACGCAGUGCCAUUAAGUUUUUUAUAUAUAUGUAUCCUGUUUUCAUGGCCUACACAAAGAUCUAAACAUUUACUAUAUAUACAUAUGAGGAGAGGGUAGAUACGCAUCAUACAUUACUUAAAAACAUUUUUUUUCAGCUGACCAGAAAGAAAGACUAUUUAAAAGUUUGCAGCUGCUUUAGUUGCUGAUCAGAUGAGAAAUGUUUACAGUGAUUUUAUGAUGACGACGUGGGACGGGAGAGUGUGGCGUAAAAGGACACAAGCCAGCUUGUAGCCGCAGCCAACACGGACAAGGAAAGACUCACAUGAGCAGACGUGAUGAUUCUGAGGCCAAACACAGACAGUGACAUAGUUAAGGUGGCCACCUAAUCCUAACAGGGCUGUUCUUUGUGCUGCCUAGACAGGAACCUGAAGCUCUGGCGAGGGGCUGCUGUAAAGUAAAGUGAGAAAAGACAGUUACUGGAUCUUGGAUGAAGCACAGAGCGGAGGGACGAUACACUCGCUCUUGAUAAAAAGGCACUUUUGACAUUGGUUAUGAUUACUGUAAGAAAUAUUUUUCUGAGGACAUUGCUUAGGUGGGUGGGCUACCUGACAUACAGUAAGCACAGAUUUGGAUGUGUGAAGAUGCACUUUUUUUUUUUUCCUCUCUUUUUACUCUACAAAUGCACACCUCUGUAAGUCAUCGAUAGUACAUGUACACAGAGACAAUGAAGGAACAUUGUAGAUCAUUUUUGAUGUGGCGCUAAUAGUUUUGUGAGGUUUGCGUCAUGACUGAAGAUGCUUUUACUCAGGAUAUCCUUUGAUACUGAAUAAGUGUGUCCUCUUCAAGAAGUUAUGAGACAUGCAUCCUACACUUAGAAGCUGUCCGAUACCUCUUCAUCAAGAAUAUAUCCAACUAUAAAUGUUGAACUUAAAGAUCACACGUCAGUUGAGACCAUAAUUUAUUAUGUAAAUCUCAAUAUUUUACCAUUUGCUGAAAAAAAAAUACUUUAAUCGCUGAAUGUAACGACAAUGCAUAUUUAUAUAGAAGAGACUCCUAUAAAUAAACUGCUAAAAAUCAA